Messenger RNA from Anneissia japonica, 1607 nucleotides. RefSeq names its product protein N-terminal asparagine amidohydrolase-like. Gene Ontology annotation, biological process: ubiquitin-dependent protein catabolic process. Lineage: Eukaryota; Metazoa; Echinodermata; Crinoidea; Comatulida; Comatulidae. Bases 58 to 834 code for a protein of 258 amino acids. Gene Ontology annotation, molecular function: protein-N-terminal asparagine amidohydrolase activity. The transcript is spliced from 9 exons. The record is from RefSeq and is a predicted model, not a curated record. Gene Ontology annotation, cellular component: nucleus.
GGUACGCAUUUCGAACAAAAGUAGGCCUAGGCUAUGCGUUUUGUAUGAGGAAAUAAAAUGCCUGUUUUUAUCGAAGAUACUGAUAUAGGAGAUUUAUUAAAACUCAAUAUUUGUCAGGUGAUUUCCGAAAAGUUUGCAAGGCUCAAGGAAGAAGCAAUCAAGUUUCGGUCACAGCCUGUACAGACGUGCCACUCAAAUGGAGUACUCUAUGUAAAUCAGAGAGAAUUUGCCUGCUCCCUCCCAGAUGAUGAUGCAAUCAGUGUUAUAGGGACAGAAGAUGCAACAACAUGUCAUAUACUUGUUCUCAGGAAUAAAGUUUUAAUAUUCUUCUAUUUUUUCACAGAUGAAUUUCACAAUCAACCCCUUCCAAUUUCUUUGAUGACUGCUUGCAUGUCAGAUUUUAAUGAUGUAGUGAAGAAUGGAAUACAUUGGCCUGUUAUUUAUGGCAUUGGUGUUGAUUUAAAAAAUGGAACAAUAUUUCCUGCAACUUUUUCAGACAAAGGACCAGAUAUGACCCUUAGGAGUACCAAAACAUUUGUUGGUGAUAAGGAUAUGAUGAAUAUUUAUGAUUACAAAUCAAGAGAAUUAAGGAUUAAAAGCUUUCAUUAUAACCCAUGGCCAAGGGCUUUCCUUUGGCUUCAACAAUCAGAUACAGUCAUCAAACAGAACCUCUCUACUUCACCUGAUGUUGAGCCACCCGAUUUUGUGAGCCAUGUGCGUGAAACCCUGAAAUAUGUGAUUUUACACCCUCAACCUGGGCCUGACGUAUUCCCAGGGGGUCAACCAAGACGCUAUAGAAAAGAUGGACAUGGAAUGUGGGUGAGGAUAGAAUAAUAACCGUUAGCGGUAUCCGGAUACCGCUAACGGUUAGCAAGUGCUAUCAGUUAACAAUUGAGCAUGUUUCUAUCAUCAACCAAUCACACGUACGCGUUUACAAUUUCCAGUUUCUUAUUGGCUAGUGAUUCGAUCAUCGUAUUCUUGGUAUCCGGAUCGGGAUUUUCUCGUAUGGACGCACGGCAGCUAACGAUUAGCAGAAUUCGGAUCCUGCUAACCGUUAGCUGCCGUGUGAGAACAUAGCCUGAAGUACAAAGAAGCCAAUAUAUUUCUACUCAUAACUUUGGCAAUAAUAAGUUGAUUCCUGUAAAUAACCAAUCAUUUAAAAGUUUAUAAUGUGGAGGAUAGGAUAGGAUAGGAUUUUAUUUUUUUUUUUUUUUUGUCACUGAUGCUGAUUUUUGGAUGAAUGGCACCAUCUACAGGAGUUUACCUUUCCAAUAAGGGAAGCAUUAUACUGUCAUGAAGUACGGCCUUUUAGGGGCAUAUGCGCAAUUUUGCCUUCCUAAGGAUCUUAUUCACUCUAUCACAUUUUAUGUGAUAAGUAUGUGAUCUGCCCUUAUAUUAUGAGUAUGAUAUGAUGGCAUCAUGCCCAAAAUGGAUGUGAUAUGACAUCAUCAUGCCCAUAUAUGGAUGUAAUAGGAUAUCAUCAUGUCCAUAAUGGGUGUGAUAGGACAUCAUGCCCAAAUAUGGAUGUAAUAGGAUAUCAUCAUGUCCAUAAUGGGUGUGAUAGGACAUCAUCAUGUCCAUAUAUGGAUGUGAUAAGACAUCAUCAU